AUGGGAUGUUCACAUGAUAUAGCACAACAACAACAUAGAGCUCAGAUCAAAUGUUUAGACGCAUUCGAAGCGAAGCGACGUGUUGAUCAAUACAAGCACUUCCCAGAUAUAUCAAACGAAGAACCCUCUGCCAAGCGACCACUCUAUUGGCACGGUUGUCUAAUCAGUAGCGUUGCAGCAAGACUCAAGAAUGGUGUACAGAAGAUGCACAACAAGUAUACUCCAUAUCCUGCGAUAUCAUUAUGGGACAAUGUAAUUGGAUGUACAGAGAGCAUUGACAUGCUGCGAUUCAAGGAUAACAAACCAAACAUGGGCAUAUUGAUGUUGUUCGAGGUUAACUACAAGGUGAAGAAGAUACCCGUCUCCAUUACAAUUGAUCCUGGCGUAAAGAAUAGUGACUAUCAAUCAGCUGUUCAGAGAUAUGAUGAGGACGAGGACACGGACGAUGAGUCUCAGGUGGCUGCUCCACCACAAAUCAAACUACAGGCACAGCAAUCGGUGAUUGACAAGCCCAAAUAUGUAUAUUGUAACGCGAUCAAAGACAAGAUAGAGCUCAAUGAGAUGAUGCAAGUGACUGGAAAGUAUUCCCCUGACCCUUCAGGCAAUAUUCAAGAGGGAAACAUAUAUGUACCACUUGGAAAGAUGGUACCAUCAACAGAGGUCAAUCAGACUCAUGGAUGGCUAGAUGGCCAUCUAAAGCUGAAGCUAAGGUACUUGGUUGUGGUUGAGGCAAGCCCAGCCAAGCACACUCCAAAGUUCACAACAUCAUCAUCGGCAUCGUCGUCAUCUGGUCCAUCAAUCAAUCAAUCAACAUCUUCACAAUCUUCAUUAUCAUCAUCAACAUCUAGACAAACUACAAACACAAACAAGAAACUGAAUAAUGAUGAUAUUUGGUCAAAGACAUUAGUGAAGAAAAGGAAAGGUGAUGACAAUGAUGACAACGAUGACACUGAUGAUGAAUCAUCAUCAUCGCCACGUGAUACCAAAGAUGACAAUCCAAGGAAGAAACAAAGGAAUUAA
Molecule: messenger RNA, 1020 nt
Organism: Acytostelium subglobosum LB1
Lineage: Eukaryota; Evosea; Eumycetozoa; Acytosteliales; Acytosteliaceae
Exons: 4
Coding region: 1-1020 (339 amino acids)
Source: RefSeq, a predicted model, not a curated record